UUACCAUUUUUCAAUAAAUCCAGUUUGUUUGGGAAACGAGCGUAUUAUUAUUUCACAGAGCAGCGGUGGGAUCUGCUCAACUUUCCGGGAGAGUGGUGAUUUGGUGAUUGUGGGUGGUUAGUGUACGGCCCAACAGCCAACUACGAGGUUACGCAAGCACACGUCAGCCAGUUUUUUUUUUUGCGUGCGUUUGGGUGUGGCCGAAAACUUAAUUUUUCAUUUUAGCACUUUUUCACGAUGGGACGCCACAGAUACCGUACAAAUGGGGACUCGGACGACUCCGACUCUAGUGAUGAUGAGCCCCGUCCAAAAAGAGCUGCACCUGGGGCUGGGGUUUCAAGCACGAUUUUACCCCCAAUUUCGGCGGAGACAGUGAGAAUCGCCAGACUGGAACAAUUGGUGGAGAAUCUGAGUCAACGACUGUCAAAUCCGAAUUUUGCAGGCACAUCGAGGGCCGUGAGCGCCAGAAGCGAUUUAAUUCCCGAAUUUUCGCCAGGAAAUCCUAAUCUUAGCUCAGAUAAGUGGAUACACAAGAUCGACCAACUGGCUCUCGUCAAUGCGUGGGACGAGCGCACGACAAUAUAUAAUAUGAUCAGUCGAUUGAAGGGACUCGCAAAAGAUUGGUAUGAUAAUCUUGASCCAUCAGCGUAUGAUAGGAYCUGGGAAGAGUGGAAACGCCUGCUGCAGGCCACAUUCCCAGAUCAUCAUGACUAUGCCUCUACGUUACGUAAGCUGGUAAACAGGGUGAAAGAGGAUGGAGAAACUUGGGCUCAGUAUUAUUUCGGAAAAUUAAAUUUGUUGCAGGCUUGUGACAUAACAGGAACAAAUGCAGUUUCCUGUCUCAUUGAUGGUAUUACUGAUGUUACUCUUAGAAACGGAGCUAGAGCGGGGCGAUAUACCACUCCUGAGAGUUUGUACGCCGAGUACUUGUCCACCUUAAGGUCUGAGGGAGGAAGGCGAGAAAUAACACAAACAAGYGUAUAUCGAGAAAGGAGGCGAUUCGRGUCUACCAGAGCGGAGCAUCAAAAACCGUAUACUAUAGUCRGGUGCUACAAUUGCCGCGAGCGAGGGCAUGUUGCAGCAAAAUGUUCAAAGCCUAGGAUSGAGUGUAAGAAAUGCGGUCGAAUUGGACAUUUGGAUGUAGAGUGCCGACGCGGUGCUAAAGAAAAUCCAACUAAGCAAGCCCUGACUACAAAAGUGGCUAAUUACGAAUGUAAUAAGAAUUAUUAUAUAGACAUCAAAGUCAAUGAUAAGCCGACGCGAGCCUAUAUUGACUCGGGGGCAGAACCAGUGCUCAUUAAGCGUAGCGUCGCUGCAGAUCUGGGUCUUACAUGGAAGCCAAGCCUACAGCUGAUUCGGGGCUAUGGACAGGGGAUCACCAAAGUCUAUGGAGAGGUCGAAGUGAAGUUAGAGGUCGACUUGGUAAAGGCAAACGUAAAAGCCUUAAUCGUCGAUGACAGCGCACAACGUGUGCCUGUUAUCGUUGGUCAGACCUUUCUGAAUGCAGGUGGUAAUACGAUCAUAGCCAACGCAGAAGCUGUAAGAGUUGUAGACAGGGAAAAUGAACCCAUUCGAGCAUUGUUAGAACAAUUUCCACUACGCAAAGUAGCUCUGUGGGCUGACGAGGAAACCGUGAUUCCUCCUCAAUCUAUAGGGUGUAUCAGGACUAAGACAAAAGACGUUUAAUUGAAAGUUAGCGUUCUACGUGGAGGCCAGUCAGCGGCCCAUACCAAGGAUGGAACACAUUGUCAAUCGGUGUGUCACUUGUGAUGGAGGUCUAGUGUCUGUAUGCAACCUUUCACACCAAAACGUGGUUUACAAGAAGGGGCAGAUAGUCGUGAGAGCUGAACUCUGUGAGCUGGAGAGGACUACUGCUUCGGAGACUAUGUAGUUCCCCGAGGACGUGGAACAGGGAAGCGUGGCCGACUGUAAAGUGAAGGGGGCGCCACUAUGCAAAAGGUGGCAAAUUUUGGCGGGAAG
Tribolium madens (black flour beetle) is the source of this 1980-nucleotide messenger RNA. RefSeq lists its product as uncharacterized. Bases 238 to 1686 code for a protein of 482 amino acids. The transcript is spliced from 2 exons. Lineage: Eukaryota; Metazoa; Arthropoda; Insecta; Coleoptera; Tenebrionidae. Gene Ontology annotation, molecular function: zinc ion binding; nucleic acid binding. The record is from RefSeq and is a predicted model, not a curated record.